UUCGGCUCACAUAGUCAGUUGGGCAUUGCCCCUAGAUAUCCUGAACAUCGGCCUUUGCAGGAUGAAGCGUGACUACGACCAUCUAUUCAAGCUGGUUCUGAUUGGGGACUCAGGCGCAGGCAAGUCUUGCCUCCUCCUGCGUUUUGCAGAUGAUGCCUUUACAGACAGCUACAUAACUACCAUCGGAGUGGAUUUCAGAUUCAAGACUAUUCCCGUAGACAAGAAGACAAUCAAGCUCCAGAUUUGGGACACAGCAGGUCAAGAAAGAUUCAGGACGAUCACCAGUGCGUACUACCGUGGUGCAGACGGAAUCAUCCUCGUGUACGACAUUUGCGAUCGGGAGUCCUUCAAGCAUGUGGACGAGUGGCUGAACGAGGUCAACCGCUAUGUCAAUGAGAAUACUUGCAAGAUUCUCAUCGGCAACAAAUGCGACAUGACUGCCGAUAGACAAGUUUCGACAGAGGAGGCCCAAAAGAAAGCAGAGGACUUGGGCAUCGCCUUCAUCGAGUGCUCUGCAAAGGACGCCACAAAUGUUGAAGCCGCUUUCCAGCUGAUGUCAACUGAGCUGAUAGCGAAAAGCGAAAAGCAAGGCAGUCGUCCACAGCGACCAGCUGGAGGCACAGGUCUCCUUCAGCCGAAGGAACGCGGAAGCAAUUGCCCCGGUGCUGGGUGCGGUCAAGGGUAGUUUUCCACCACCUGGCGCUUUCUUUGAGCAUCCAGGAUUCUGUAUACCUACGUAUACCUAUGGAAUGGAGUACCUGCUCCAACGACGACAUGGUCAACUUCACGGGGCAUAGAGCUUGGCCUGUCGCUUGCAACAGACACCAAUGCACCAACAAGAAUAAGCAGCAACAACAAUAGUAUCAAACAGCAAUAGCAACAAGAGCAACGAUUUGGCAGGAAAAAGCAGGGACUUUUGAAAGGAGUGAAUUGAAUUGACAAGUGAUUGAUGAUUGAUAAGGAGCAAUGAGCAGUUGAGCUCAUAAUGAUACAAUCCACAUACACUUUCAGCUGUGUUGCACCAACAUUGCAGCGAGGGACUGUGGACAAAAUUGUGCAGAGGCAAAGUCCGCAGUUGUCCAGAGAGUGCGUCGAGCUAGUCCGGAGAGUGUGUCCAGUGUAGGUUUCGAAUCUCAGUUGCUUUGGUCGUUUCAGAUUUGCGGACGCUCAGCCCACGAAGUGAGGUGAAAAAGGAGAAGUGUGGUUUCUUGCUACAAUUUGCACGCUUUGCAUGCUUCGCCCUUCAUGGCCAUGACGCACUUACAUACAAUUACGUAUGCCUGCCAACACGUUUUGUGGCUCAAGGAUUGGCUGGCGUGUGAUUAAUCUAAUCUC
This is a messenger RNA of Durusdinium trenchii, 1335 nucleotides long. Lineage: Eukaryota; Dinophyceae; Suessiales; Symbiodiniaceae. The record is from the annotation of a GenBank genome assembly.